CACGACACCAGCACUUCCGGAUUGGAAGGCAGCGGGUGACGCGUUUGGAAGUUUCCCUAUAGGAGUAAAAUGGAAGGAGAAUCAAGCAGAUUGGAAACCCACACUCCAGUUUUCAUCAAGAAGAAGAAAAAGACUAAGCAUUCUGUACAUAAGGAGAGACAUGGGAGGCGUCCCCAUGAAAGUUUCAGAGACUCCCCCCUGGCAAAUGAACAGGCUGACAUAACUAAGGGUAAAAAAAAGAGAAAGGAUGCCCAGCAUCUUGUCUCUUCUCCUUUGAAAAAAUCAGAAAUUUGUGAUGAGACCGAAAAGGCUACUUCUGUACCCAAAAAGAAUAAAAAGAGAAGAAAAGGUGCUUUGGGAGUCGAUGAGGAAACAGGUAUUGCGUACGUCCUGGUGGAUAAGGAAAACAUUGAGAACACACCGAAGAAUUUUAGAAAGGAUGUCGAUGUUGUUUACAUUGAUGUAACCAAGGAGCAGAAGUCAACAAAAGGGCCUGAAGCAGAUGAACCGCAUUCACUUACCGAGUCACGUGAAAAUGAGUCAGACCUGCCUGAUAAAGUUCGGGAGAAAAAGCAUAAAAAACAUCGGAGGAAAGUCGCAUCCUGUGAUGCUGUCCAGGAAAGUCUGGGUGCAAGUAUCACCCUGCCCGGAUCAGAAUCCCAAGAGCAGGAACCCCAGCCCCCCGUGGGCCAAGCAGGUGAAAUCGCACAACUACCAGUGUCUGCAGAUCAAAGCAAGUCUAAGAAAAGAAAGAGGAAGCAUCUAAAUGACCAGGAAUUCGAGGCCUUGCCUGCCCCUGAGAGCACUGAGAACGUGUACUCAGAGGGAUCGCAAGUGAUUGGUGAGGUCGGGACUGCAGGGGGCGGUCAGGAAUCCCGGGGCCUCAAGAGGAAGUCCAAGAAAAGGAAGAGACGAUCUUUUGUUGAUACUGCCGUGGCACCUGGCGGUGAUUUUUCAGUGCUCAGGACGAGCUCUGAGGACACGCUCUUUGAUUCAGUGGAAGGUGACGGUACCUUGAGUGAAGAAAGUGGGCAACCCAGGCCACGAGAGAAGAAACCCCACGCCUGUUCGGAAGAGGCGCAGAGAUUAGAACCUACAAAUGAAGAAGAAAGCAAUUUGGAGUCGGCUAAUGAUCCUGAAACCAAAUAUUUAUCUGAAGAUUCGAGAGAUUCAGAUAAUUCCGACGUAGAUUUGGACUCUGCCGUGAGGCAGCUCCAAGAGUUCAUCCCUGACAUCAGGGAGAGGGCCGCCACUACAAUUCGGCGAAUGUAUCGGGAUGACUUGGGUCGCUUUAAAGAAUUUAAAGCCCAGGGUGUCACUAUUAAAUUUGGCAAGUUUUCCGUGAAGGAAAAUAAGCAGUUAGAGAAAAACGUGCAAGAAUUUCUGUCUCUCACAGGAAUCGAGAAUGCAGACAAGCUGCUGUACACCGACAGAUACCCAGAGGAGAAAUCUCUAAUCACCGACUUAAAAAGAAAAUACUCGUUUAGAUUGCACAUUGGUAAGGGCAUCGCCCGGCCCUGGAAACUCGUAUACUAUCGAGCAAAGAAGAUGUUUGAUGUCAACAAUUACAAAGGCAGGUAUAGCAAAGGAGAUACCGAGAAGCUAAAGAUAUACCAGUCCCUCCAUGGAAACGACUGGAAAAAGAUUGGCGAGAUGGUGUCUCGAAGUAGCCUCUCUGUGGCCCUGAAGUUCUCCCAGAUCAGCAGUCAAAGAAAUCAUGGUGCUUGGAGCAAGACGGAGACCCAGAAACUAAUCAAGGCUGUUGAAGAAGUGAUUCUAAAGAAAAUGUCUCCCCAGGAGCUAAACGAGAUGGAUUCUGAACUCCAAGAGAAUCCUGAAGGCUGCCUGUCCAUUGUUCGGGAAAAACUCUACAAAGGCAUAUCCUGGGUAGAAGUGGAGGCUAAAGUGGAAACCAGGAAUUGGAUGCAGUGUAAAAGUAAGUGGACGGAAAUUCUAACCAAGAGGAUGACAAAUGGUCAGGACGUAUACCGGGGAGCUAAUGCCCUACAGGCCAAGAUCAACCUCAUUGAAAGGUUGUAUGAAAUAAAUGUGGAAGAUGUUAAUGAAAUAGACUGGGAAGAUCUUGCUAGCACCAUAGGGGAUGUUCCUCCAUCUUACGUCCAAACUAAAUUUUAUAAGCUGAAAGCUACCUGUGUUCCCUUUUGGCAGAAGAAGACUUUUCCAGAGAUUAUAGACUACCUUUACGAGACCAGUCUACCGUUGCUUAAAGAAAAAUUAGAGAAGAAGAUGGAGAAAAAAGGGACUGAGAUCCAGACCCCGGCAACCCCCAAGCCAGUCUUCCUGUUUCGAGACAUCUUUUAUUGUGACGAUGACAGUGAGGGAGAAGACGGAGAGGAAAAAUGUUAGGCGGAUGAUUCUCUCUCUUGUCCAUUUUUCUAGGUCUGGUUGUGUUUAUAUACGUGUCAAUAAAGCUAUUUUCACUAUUGAUUUUACUGAAGAAGGUGCGACAGCCAAGGGAAGGGUAUGAAAGU
Molecule: messenger RNA, 2492 nt
Organism: Kogia breviceps (pygmy sperm whale)
Lineage: Eukaryota; Metazoa; Chordata; Mammalia; Artiodactyla; Physeteridae
Gene: TTF1
Product: transcription termination factor 1
Biological process (GO): termination of RNA polymerase I transcription
Cellular component (GO): nucleolus
Molecular function (GO): chromatin binding
Source: RefSeq, a predicted model, not a curated record